Molecule: messenger RNA, 478 nt
Organism: Leptonychotes weddellii (Weddell seal)
Lineage: Eukaryota; Metazoa; Chordata; Mammalia; Carnivora; Phocidae
Source: RefSeq, a predicted model, not a curated record
GCGGGAUCCGCAUCGGCGAGCGGCGCCUCCCCGGUGUCGGCCGCGGCGCCUCCGGACUGUGCCGGGCUGGGGCGAGACUGCUCUGGCCGAGUCUGCGGCGGCUGCCACCCCUCCGGACGCUCCGAAGUCCGCCGCGCGGUUCGCGUUCCGGCUGCCCGUAUGGACGCGGCGCUGAAGCGGAGCCGCUCGGAGGAGCCCGCAGAGCUCCCGCCGUCGGCCCGGGACUUGGAGGAGGAGGAGGAAGAGGGGAUGGAACAGGGGCUGGAGGAGGAAGAAGAGGUGGACCCCCGGAUCCAGGGAGAACUGGAGAAGUUAAAUCAAUCCACGGAUGACAUCAACAGACGGGAGACUGAACUUGAGGUACUGGAGGCUGGGUCCCUGUUUGGUGAGGUGGUGUCAGUCCUGCUGACACCAGGCUGCUUGAUCUUGUUUUAAUAGCUGGAGGAUGAUUGCUGGCGUCCCCUCCAUGGAGUUGAGC